AUGAAGCCGAAACCCUUUGCCCACAAAACGGAGAACACGUACCGGUUUCUUACGUUUGCUGAGCGACUUGGGAAUGUUAAUAUUGAUAUCAUCCAUCGGAUUGACAGGACUGCCAGUUAUGAUGAGGAGGUGGAAACCUAUUUUUAUGAAGCACUACAGAAAUGGAGAGAAUUGAACCUCACCGAGCAUUUUGGGAAAUUUUACAAAGAAGUUGUUGGCAAGUGUCAGUCAUUCAAUCAGCUGGUUUAUCAUCAGAAGGAGAUUGUCCUGAGCCUAAAGUCCCACCUGCAGAUCAAGCAUAGCCUGGCCUAUCAGCCACUUUUGGACCUGGUUGUUCAGUUGGCUCGGGAUCUGCAGACUGACUUCUAUCCAAAUUUUAAAGAUUUUUUCCUGGCCAUCACAGCGAUUCUAGAGACCCAGGACACCGAGUUGUUAGAAUGGGCUUUUACCUCCCUCUCUUACCUUUACAAGUACCUCUGGAGACUCAUGGUCAAGGACAUGCCAAAUAUAUACAGUUUAUACAGUACCCUCCUGGCUCACCACAAAUUACACAUAAGAAAUUUUGCAGCAGAAAGUUUUACAUUUUUGAUGAGAAAGGUUUCAGAUCAAGACGCCCUCUUGAAUUUAAUGUUUCUUGACCUUGGCAAACAUCCCACAAAAGUGGAAGGUGUUGGACAGUUACUUUUUGAAAUGUGCAAAGGAGUUAGAAAUAUGUUCCACUCCUGUGCAUCCAAGGCAGUCGGGGUAAUUCUAAGGAAGCUGGGCCCAGUUACAGAGACCAAAGCACAGCUGCCCUGGCACCUGGUGGCGGAAGCGCUCAGGCAGAUGGUCAAGUCCUCGGCUGCCUAUGUCUACAAGGACCAUUUUGGAGUGUUUUGGGAAUGCUUGCAGGAAUCGCUCCUGGAGCUCCAGGACAAAAUGUCCACGUCUUGCUGCUCGGGCGGUUCAGACCAAAUGGAGAGGCUGCUGCAGAUCUACCUCAUCCUGGUGAGACAUGCCAGUGGCUCCAAAAUUGGGCAGCCCGAAGCAAUCUGUACGACAAUAUUGCAAACAUUGGACAUCCCUGAUCUCUCCACAUCUUGCCGUAAGGUCCUCCUCGAAGUGAUUUCUGCAUUAGUCUUGGGUGAGAAUAUUUCCUUGCCAGAGACCCUCAUCCGGAAAGCCGUGGAAAAGACUUUUGAAAGCGGCUUUGAAAGACGUUUGAUUUUUGAUUUCUCCAGUGGGAUGUUUUCCAUGAAGCAGUUUGAACAGCUCUUCCUGCCCACUUUGUUGGAGUAUGUGGAGAACUGCUUCCUGGCCGAAGACGCGGCUGCCAAGGAGGAGGCCUUGGCCAUCCUGGCGAAGCUCAUUCUGAACAAAGCCCCGCCACCCACCAUGGGCUCCAUGGCCAUUGAAAAGUACCCCCUGACUUUCAAGGCGAGGCCCUUGGGACCCCGCACGAGGCAGAAGAGGACCAGGACCGGCUCAGAGUCGGAACAGCUGCUGGUGUUGGGCCACAUCCUCUCCCAAAUCCAGCUCCCCCCCAGCACAGAGACGGGGUCUCUUUCCCACCUUUGGGCGGCGCUUGUGGUGCUGCCUCAUCUUCGACCGAUGGAGAGAGAGAAGAUGGUGCCUCUGGUCACAAGGCUCAUAGACUCCUUCUUUGCGGCCAGCAGCAACCCGGGGAGCGUUGGUAAAGGGGAGUUAUUCGUCCUGUGCCAGGCAGUAAAUGCUCUGCUGAGUUUAGAAGAGUCUUCUGAAAUUCUCCAGUUGAUUCCUGUGGAACGAGUGAAGAAACUGUUGGAGACCUUCCCCGAGGAGCCUUCUGUGCUGCUGCUGGCCGACCUCUAUUACCAGCGCCUGUCCCUCUUUGGCUGUUCGGAACCUCUGGCAGAGGAGACUUUGAUGAGCCUGUAUGUCAGUCUGCAAGCAAAUAUCUCGGCCGGGGUGUCCAAGAUUCGACUUCUGACGAUAAGGAUCCUGAACCACUUUAAGGUCCAGCUUCCCGAGGCGAUGGAGGACGAUGGGAUAGGGGAGCGCCAGUCUAUCUUUGCUACAUUGCUGCAGUCUGAACUUGUCCCAGCAACUGUGAACGAUUACCGAGAGAAGCUUUUGCAUUUGAGAAAACUGAGACAUGACUUGAUCCAGGCGUCCAUCCCUGACGGACCUUUACACGAGGUCCCGCUCCGUUAUCUGCUCAGCAUGUUGUAUAUUAACUUCAGCGUUCUCUGGGAUCCCGUUAUUGAACUCAUCUCUUCUUAUGCCAAUGAGAUGGAAAACAAAAUGUUCUGGAAAGUCUACUAUGAACAUUUAGAGAAAGCCGCUACACGUGCUGAGAAGGAACUACAGAAUGACUUCAGAGAUAAACGUCUUCGCAGUAAAGUUGUUGAGAAGACCGAGAUGGGAGAUGUGGGUACCCUUUAUCACGAACAGCUGGAACAAAGAACCGAUUGUCGGGAAAGACUGGACCACACCAACUUUCGCUUUUUGCUCUGGAGGGCCCUGGCGAAAUUCCCAGAGAGAGUUGAGCCUCGGUCCCGGGAACUCUCCCCUCUUUUCCUGAGAUUUAUUAGCAAUGAGUAUUAUCCAGCAGAUCAUCAAGUGGCUCCAACUCAGGAUCUCCUCAAGAAAGGGGAUGCAGCCUCUGAAGAGGAAAAAGAGGAGGGGGCUGCUGCCGAGGGUAACGAGGGAGCUGCAUAUGGGGAGGAGCUGCCCGAUGAGACUGUGGUGUUAGGAUUCCAGAAGAAGAAGACCAGGAGAGCCGCAGCCAAGCAAUUAAUUGCUCACCUGCAGGUUUUCUCUAAAUUUUCAAAUCCUCGGUCCUUAUAUCUGGAGUCACAGCUCUAUGAACUGUAUCUGCAGUUACUGUUGCAUCCUGAACAAGAUGUGCAAAAAAUGGCCCUGGAGUGUAUCAUGACCUACAAGCACCCCCACAUUCUGCCUUACAAGGAGAAUUUGCAGAGGUUGUUGGAAGACAAGAGCUUUAAAGAAGAAAUUGUCCAUUUUAGCAUUUCAGAGGAGAAUACAAUUGUGAAAACAGCUCACAGAGCUGAUCUUUUUUCAGUGCUUCUGAGAAUUCUUUAUGGACGAAUGAAAAACAAGACUGGGAGUAAAACUCAGGGCAAGUCGGCCUCCGGGACGCGCAUGUCGAUUGUCUUGCGGUUCCUCGCGGGGUCAUCGUCUGAAGAGGUCCACAUGUUCUUAGACCUGCUGUUUGAGCCUGUGAAGCACUUCAAAAAUGGGCCCUGCCACUCUGCGGUUCUGCGAGCUGUGGAGGACCUGGAUCUGUCCAGAGUCAUCCCCCUGGGCCGUCAGCACGGUGUCUUCAACAGCCUGGAGCUGGUCUUAAAAAACAUCGGUCACCUGGCCAGCCCCUACCUGUCGGAGAUCCUGCAGAUCCUGCUCUGCAUGACGGCGACCGUGUCCCAUGCCCUUCAGCAGAGGGAGAAGAUACAACUAAGGGUCAUUAAUCCCCUAAAAAAUCUGAGGCGUCUCGGACUCAAGCUGGUAGAUGAGUUUUUUUCCGAGCAGGAAACUUACAACUUCAGCACGGAAGAAAUCGAUGCUGUUUUCCAAGGUGCCGUUUGGCCUCAGAUCACCAGACUUGCAUCUGAGAGCCAGUAUUCACCAACUCUUCUGCUGAAACUUAUUCAUACUUGGAGUAAAAACCCCAGGUACUUCCCUUUGCUGGCUAAGCAGAAACCCGGGGAGCCAGAGUACGACAUCCUCAGCAAUGUGUUUGCCGUUCUCUCGGCCAAGAUCAUGUCUGAAAUCACAGCCAGUGUCGUGAUGGAUAUAGCUGACAACCUCCUUAACAUACCAGAUUUUGAACCCACAGACACAGUGUCAGACCUGACUGUGACUGGAUGUGUUUAUACAGAGAUAACGGAAAAUGUGGAUGAGUCCAUCACUCUGGGCGGAAGGCUGAUGCUGCCCCAGGUGCCUGCCAUCCUUAAGUACCUCAGCAGGACCAUGGUCAAUGUAGAGAAGGUGAGGAAGAAGAAGUACCGGGCCCAGGUCAGCAAGGAGCUCAGCAUCCUUUCCAGGAUCAGCAAGUUUAUGAAAGACAAGGAGCAGAGCUCCAUCCUCAUCACCCUCCUCCUCCCUUUCUUGCAUCGAAGCAACGUGGCCGAGGACACCGAGAUUGAUAUCCUGGUGACCAUACAGAACUUGUUAAAGAAUUGUCAGGACCCAACGAGCUUCCUGAAGCCCUUGUCGAGGCUUUUCUCUGUCAUUCAAAACAAAAUGUCCCGACAGAUGCUCUGUACAGUUUUUAAGACACUUUCUGAUUACGACAGUAGAUUGGAGUACAUUACAGAAGUAGUCAAGCUGAAUGCUUUUGAUCAGAGACACCUGGACGAUAUCAACUUUGACGUUCGCUUGUCAGCUUUCCAGAAAAUUACUUCUCGCAUUAAAGAGAUGCAAACUGUAGACAUCGCCUUCUUAAUUCCUGUAAUGCACAAUUGUUUCUACACGUUACAGCUGAAGGACAUGGCCCUGAGUGACAGCGCCAGCCUGUGCUUGACGAGCAUCAUCCACCGGCUGGCGGCCGCGGACGUCACGGAGGCCCAGUACCGAGAAGUCAUUCAGCGCACGCUCUUGGAGACCUUGAGGAAAGGCCUCAAGAACCCAGCCGAGAGUAUCCAGCAGGAAUACACCACUUUACUUUCCAGUUUAAUUCAAACCUUUCCAAACCACCCAGAAUUUAAAGACUUGGUUCAGCUGAGUGACUUCAAUGAUCCUGAAAUGGACUUUUUUGAGAACAUGAAACACAUUCAGAUCCACAGGAGAGCCAGAGCUUUGAAGAAACUUGGCAAACGCCUGACAGAGGGCAGGUUUGUUCUGUCUUCCAAGUCCCUCCAGAACUACAUCAUGCCCUACGCCACAACGCCGAUUUUUGAUGAGAAAAUGCUUAAGCAUGAAAACAUAACAACAGCUUCCAUGGAGCUUAUUGGAGCUAUUUGCAGGCACCUUUCCUGGCCAGGAUAUAUGUAUUACUUGAAAUUUUUCAUUCAUGUCUUACACACAGGACAGAUCAAUCAAAAGUUGGGUGUCAGCUUGUUAGUCAUAGUACUAGAAGCUUUCCACUUUGACCAUGAAACUCUUGAGAAACAAAUGGAAAAAAUUCAGAGUGAAGAAAAUGCCAUGGAGGUGGAUGUGCCCGCAGAGCAGGAGGCCAUGGAGGUGGAUCCCACCAGUGAAGAGGGGAAGAAGGAAGAGGAAGAAGAGAAGGAACCGCUUCUGUGCGAGGCUGGCGAGAGCCUCCCGGGCUCGGCCCCAGAGAUCUCGGCCACAGAGCCUGAGGAGGGCUUCCAGGUGCUUCCAGGGCUCCCCAAGAGCAAGCAGGAACUGGAGUGUUUAGUCAAGCAGAUCCACAAAACCAUCAACAGCAGCGUCCUCCCCAAGCUUCACAAAUGCCUUUCUGCAACGACAAAAAGGGAGGAGGAGCACAAGCUCAUCAAGUCCAAGGUCGUCAACGAUGAGGAGAUCGUUCGGAUCCCCCUGGCCUUCGCCAUGGUCAAACUCAUGCAGUCCCUGCCGCAAGGAGUCAUGGAAGCCAACCUGCCAAGUAUUUUGCUGAAAGUGUGUACCCUCCUAAGGAAUAGAGCCCAGGAGAUCCGGGAUGUCGCUCGCAAUACCCUUACAAAAAUAAUAGAGACCUUGGGUGUGCAUUAUCUGCAAUACAUUUUAAAAGAAUUACAGAGCACUCUUGUCCGUGGAUAUCAGGUCCACGUGCUCACCUUCACUAUCUACAUCUUGCUGAAAGGGCUUGCCAACAGCCUGAAAGUUGGAGAGUUGGACCCUUGCUUGGACAUCAUGAUUGGGAUCUUCAACCACGAGCUCUUUGGCAGCGUCGCCGAGGAGAAGGAGGUGAAGGGGAUCAUCUCCAAGGUCAUGGAGGCCCGGCGAAGCAAGAGCUACGAUUCUUAUGAAAUCCUCGGCCAGUUCGUCGGGAAGGACCAGGUCACCAAGCUCAUCCUUCCCCUGAAAGAGAUUCUACAGAACACGACCAGCCUGAAGCUGGCGCGCAAAGUGCACGAGGCCCUGCGCCGCAUUGUGGCGGGCCUGAUCGCCAACGCGGAGAUGACGGCCGAGUGCGUCCUGCUGCUCAGCCACGGGCUCAUCAGCGAGAACCUCCCUCUGCUGACAGAGAAGGAGAAGAGCCAAGCCGAGCCCAUUCCGGAUCCGCGCCUGCCCCCGCAGAGCUGCCUCCUGCUCCCACCCACCCCCAGCCGGGGCGGGCAGAAGGCGGCCGUGAGCCGAAGGACCAACAUGCACAUCUUGGUGGAGUCUGGGCUGCGGCUGCUGCACAUGAGCCUGAAGCGGUCAAAGGUGAACUCCUCAGAUGAGCGGGUGCUGGAGAUGCUGGAUCCUUUCACGUCCCUGCUCAUCGAUUGCCUCAAGUCCAGAGAUACCAAGGUCAUCACGGGAGCCUUGCAGUCUCUCAUCUGGGUGCUGAAGUUCCCCCUGCCCUCCAUCACGGAGAACUCGGAGAAGCUCACGAAGCAGCUCUUCCUUCUGCUCAAGGACUACGCCAGGCUCGGGGCUGCCAGAGGCCAGAACUUCCACCUGGUCGUCAACUGCUUCAAGUGUGUGACCUUCCUCGUGAAGAAGGUCAAGUGCCACAAAAUCACCGAGAAGCAGCUGCAGGUCCUGCUGGCCUACGCCGAGGAGGACAUCUACGACUCGUCGCGCCAGGCGACCGCCUUCGGGCUCCUGAAGGCCAUUUUGUCAAGAAAAUUGAUGGUCCCAGAAAUUGAUGAAGUCAUGAAAAAAGUGUCCCAGUUUGCAAUUACUGGACAAAGUGAACCAGUCAGAGUCCAGUGUAGACAGGUUUAUCUGAAAUACAUCCUUGACUACCCUAUUGGUCCCAAACUGAAAUCCAACUUGGAGUUCAUGCUGGCUCAGUUGAACUAUGACUACGAGGCGGGGAGAGAGUCUGCUUUGGAGAUGAUUGCCCACCUGUUUGAAACCUUCCCGCAGGGGCUGCUCCACGAGAACUGCGGGCUCUUCUUCGUUCCCCUGUGCCUCAUGAUGAUCAACGACAACUCUGCCAAGUGUAAGAAGAUGGCUUCCAUGGCCAUCAAGCUGUUGCUCAGUAAAGUCAGCCUGGAGAACAAAGACCUGAUGUACGUGCUCGUGGUCAAGUGGUUUGGGAGUCAGAAGAGUCUGCAGAAGCGCUUGGCUGCCCAGACCUGUGGCCUCUUCGUGGAGACCGAGGGCCCAGCUUUUGAGAGGAGGUUUGGGACGGUCCUCCCUGUGAUCGAGAGAGAGCUUGAACCUUCCCAGCUCCGGGAUCUCAUUGAAGAAACUGAUGAAAAAGCGUCAGACAGACUUCUCUUUGGUUUUCUCACCCUGAUCACUAAACUCAUCAAGGAGUCCAACUUUCUCCAGCUCACCAAGCAUCCGGAGAGUCUGAACAACAUCUGGAGUCACAUCCAGACCCACCUGUCACACCCCCACAGCUGGGUAUGGCUCACUUCAGCCCAGAUUUUUGGAUUGUUGUUUGCCUCCUGCAAACCAGAGGACCUGGUUAAGAGGUGGGCUGCCCAGAAGUCUAAGAAGAAGCAGUCAGGCCCAGUGGCCCUUAACUUCCUCACAAAGGAACUGGAUCACAAGAUGAAAAGAUUGGCUUUAGCCUUUUGCUCUCAGUUGCAGUCGAAGUUUCUGGAUCUGUCUCUGGGAGAACAGAUCGUUAAGAAUCUCUUGUUUGUGGCCAAAGUCAUCUAUCUGCUGGUGCUCCAUGCAGCAGAGAAGGAAAAGGCCCCGGAGGAGACCGGGGAGGCGGCCGCCCCAGAAACGUCCCAGGCCGCCAGCAGCGAGGACCGGCCCGGGCCGUCUGAAGAAGCCUCCGACGAUGAAAACGAGGCGGCCGGGUCGGCGGAGAAGGCUGGGGCGGAGGAGGAGCUCGGCAGGCCCGCCAACCUGUUCUGGCUGAUCCACAAGCUGUCUGUCAUGGCCAAGCGAGAAGCUGCCUAUUCGCCCAAAAACCCUUUAAAGAGAACCUGCGUCUUCAAGUUCCUUGGGGCUCUGGCCCUUGAUCUGGGACCGGACAAGGUGCGGCCUUUCCUCCCCAUGAUCCUCGCCCCGCUCUUCCGGGAGCUGAACAGCACCUACGCAGAGCAAGACCCUUCCCUGAAGAACCUCUCCCAGGAGAUCCUGGAGCUGCUCAAGAAGAUGGUGGGCCUGGAGGCCUUCUCGCUGGCCUUCGCCUCGGUGCAGAAGCGGGCCAGGGACAAGAGGGCGCUGCGGCUCCAGCGCAAAGCCAUGCAGUUCGUCACUAACCCGGAGGUGGCGGCCAAGAAGAAGAUGAAGAAGCACAAGAACAAGAGCGAGGCCAAGAAGAGGAAGAUCGAGUUCCUGCGGCCGGGUUACAAGGCCAAGAGGCCUCGGAGCCAGGGCCUGCGCGACCUGGCCAUGGUGGAGUGAAGCCCGCCCGCUGUGCCCGGGGACGGGACCGCUCCUCGCGCCCGCGGUUUCAAACAUUAAAAGCGCUGAAAGCCCGCUGCCCCUGGUCUGCGUUUGUGCGCCUGCGUCCAUGUGCAGAGGGGGCGGCCGCCCUUUUCGGAGAGCGGGAACAUUACGCACGCUCUCCUUUUGUGGCGGGUCGGGGUCCCCCAGGCUCGCGGGGCCUCUCAAAGGUGAGUCUGGCGAUGCUGGGGCCCUUUUGUGUGGAAGCUCCGAGGUGGUGGAAGAAAACGCUGGGGUCGGGCAGAGUCUAGGGCCAGAGACAGGCUAUCUUUUUUCCGGUCCAGCGUCACAGACCUCCCGAGCCCCACCCCACCCCACACCCCACCCCCCCCUCCCGUGGGCCUCCGGUCCAGGCCCUUUGGUGCCGUCUGCCUGGAGAUCUCGCUCCUUCCCCUACACGGGGCUGGGGACAGAUCGCAGGGCGGGGCCUUCCUGUAAGAUAGGCAAACUUGGGGCCAGUCAUUGAAUGAUCCCGAUCCCUACCUGGUGCUAAGCACUCUGCAGUCACUAACUUAAGGGUCCCCCAGGAGGUAGGGGCCGCCAUCAGCCCCUUUUUACAGAUGAGUAAACUGAGGCUGGUGGGGGUCCGGUGACUUGCCUGGUCCCACAUCUCUCCUGGCCCGGCCCGGCACCCCCAGCCUUCCUUCAGAGAAGGUGCCAACUUAGGUAGGAGUUCGUUCUUCCGGGAGUUCCUAAUACCAAUGAAACUCGGGCAGAUCCGUCAUUGGCCAUCUCUCCCCCCAGUCAGAUUUCAGUCUGCCAGUUUUGCUUCUACCUCAGACUUCUCCUAGAGCCCCGAUAUGGCCUUGUGUCCCGGUGGUCCGGUUUAAAAUUCCCGUCCCCACUGCCCACUGACCUCAGUGACCCUUUCCCCGUGGCCAGUAGUAGUUGCCCGUUUUGUACAGUGUUGUUGCUUGCCUGACAGAUGUAAUUGUCGUCUUGUAUUUCUAUUACCCUUUACCCCAUAUGAUUGACAGCUGUCACCUAGCGGUGUGGCCCAUCACACGCUAGCAAGUCAUCUCGUUUUUAAUCUAUAUUUGCAAAUGUCUCGACAUUAAAAUUGUUAUGUUUUA
Sarcophilus harrisii (Tasmanian devil) is the source of this 9524-nucleotide messenger RNA. It is a transcript of the gene UTP20, whose product is annotated as UTP20 small subunit processome component. The record is from RefSeq and is a predicted model, not a curated record. The coding region runs from base 1 to 8409 and encodes 2802 amino acids. The transcript is spliced from 62 exons. Gene Ontology annotation, cellular component: 90S preribosome; small-subunit processome; nucleolus. NCBI's taxonomy places the organism in Eukaryota, Metazoa, Chordata, Mammalia, Dasyuromorphia, Dasyuridae.